Neomonachus schauinslandi (Hawaiian monk seal) is the source of this 5629-nucleotide messenger RNA. It is a transcript of the gene CYLD, whose product is annotated as CYLD lysine 63 deubiquitinase. Lineage: Eukaryota; Metazoa; Chordata; Mammalia; Carnivora; Phocidae. The record is from RefSeq and is a predicted model, not a curated record. Gene Ontology annotation, cellular component: cytosol. The transcript is spliced from 19 exons. Gene Ontology annotation, biological process: protein K63-linked deubiquitination; positive regulation of extrinsic apoptotic signaling pathway; regulation of intrinsic apoptotic signaling pathway. Gene Ontology annotation, molecular function: K63-linked deubiquitinase activity; cysteine-type deubiquitinase activity. Bases 289 to 3159 code for a protein of 956 amino acids.
CGGAGUGGGACGCGGGCUAGCGACACUGGGGAAGGGGCGCUGCCCCGCCGCCCGAGUUUCCCCCUUUCCAGGGUGAGGAGGAUGGUCUUCUACAACAACCUGGAGUUCUUUAGUUGAAAGGUGCGCUCUGUCGAAACGAGGCAUUUUGCUUUGCUGUCUUUUUACAGCAUGGACACCAAAUUGCUAAAAACGUGCUUUGGGACUGCCAGUGAAUUUAUCUUUUGCGGUUUUACUACAAACUUAGUAGUUCCCUUUUUUUUGAGUUAAUGUUUUGGAGUUAAUGUCACAAUGAGUUCAGGCUUAUGGAGCCAAGAAAAAGUUACUUCACCCUACUGGGAAGAGCGGAUUUUUUAUUUGCUUCUUCAAGAAUGCAGUGUUACAGACAAACAAACACAAAAGCUCCUUAAAGUACCAAAGGGGAGUAUAGGACAGUAUAUCCAAGAUCGUUCUGUGGGGCACUCGAGGAUUCCUUCUGCAAAAGGCAAGAAAAAUCAGAUUGGAUUAAAAAUUUUAGAGCAACCACACGCAGUUCUCUUUGUUGAUGAAAAGGAUGUUGUAGAAAUAAAUGAAAAGUUCACAGAGUUGCUUUUGGCAAUUACCAAUUGUGAAGAGAGGUUCAGCCUGUUUAAGAACAGAAACAGACUAAGUAAAGGCCUCCAGAUAGAUGUGGGCUGCCAUGUGAAAGUACAGCUGAGAUCUGGGGAAGAAAAAUUUCCUGGAGUUGUGCGCUUCAGAGGACCCUUAUUAGCAGAGAGGACAGUGUCGGGAAUAUUCUUUGGAGUAGAAUUACUGGAAGAAGGUCGUGGCCAAGGUUUCACUGACGGGAUAUAUCAAGGGAAACAGCUUUUUCAGUGUGAUGAAGACUGUGGAGUAUUUGUUGCGUUGGACAAGCUAGAAAUCCUAGAAGAUGAUGACAAUGGAUUGGAAAGUGAUUUUGCAGGUCCAGGGGACACAAUGCAGAUGGAACUUCCCCCUCUGGAAAUAAACUCCAGAGUUUCUUUGAAGCUUGGAGAAACUAUAGAGUCUGGCACAGUUAUAUUCUGUGAUGUCUUGCCAGGAAAAGAAAGCUUAGGAUAUUUUGUUGGUGUGGACAUGGAUAAUCCUAUUGGGAAUUGGGAUGGCAGAUUUGACGGAGUGCAGCUUUGUAGUUUUGCAAGUGUUGAAAGUACAAUUCUCUUGCACAUCAAUGAUAUCAUCCCAGCUUUAUCAGAUAGCGUGACACAGGAAAGGAGGCCUCCCAAACUUGCCUUUAUGUCAAGAGGUGUUGGGGACAAAGGUUCAUCCAGUCAUAAUAAACCAAAGGCCACAGGAUCUACCUCAGACCCUGGAAAUAGAAACAGAUCUGAAUUCUUUUAUACUUUAAAUGGAUCUUCUGUUGACUCACAACCACAAUCCAAAUCAAAAAACACAUGGUACAUUGAUGAAGUUGCUGAAGACCCUGCAAAAUCGCUUACAGAGAUAUCUCCAGACUUUGGACACGCUUCACCACCCCUGCAGCCUCCUUCCAUGAACUCAUUAUCCACUGAGAACAGAUUUCACUCUUUACCAUUCAGUCUGACAAAGAUGCCCAAUACCAAUGGAAGUAUUGGCCACAGUCCACUCUCUCUGUCCGUUCAGUCCGUGAUGGGAGAGCUAAACAAUGCACCUGUCCAGGAGAGUCCACCCUUGGCCAUGACUUCUGGGAACUCACAUGGUCUGGAAGUGGGCUCUCUGGCUGAAGUUAAAGAGAAUCCGCCUUUCUAUGGGGUGAUCCGUUGGAUUGGUCAGCCACCAGGACUCAACGAAGUGCUAGCUGGACUGGAACUGGAAGAUGAAUGUGCGGGCUGUACGGAUGGAACCUUUAGGGGCACUCGGUACUUCACCUGUGCCCUGAAGAAGGCGCUGUUUGUUAAACUGAAGAGCUGCAGGCCCGACUCUAGGUUUGCCUCUCUGCAGCCAGUUUCCAAUCAGAUUGAACGCUGUAAUUCUCUAGCAUUUGGAGGCUACUUGAGUGAAGUAGUAGAAGAAAAUACCCCACCCAAAAUGGAAAAAGAAGGUUUAGAGAUAAUGAUUGGAAAGAAGAAGGGUAUCCAGGGUCAUUAUAAUUCUUGUUAUUUAGACUCAACCUUAUUCUGCUUGUUUGCUUUUAGUUCUGUUCUGGACACUGUGUUACUUAGACCUAAAGAAAAGAAUGAUGUAGAAUAUUAUAGUGAAACUCAGGAGCUACUGAGGACAGAAAUUGUUAAUCCUCUGAGAAUAUACGGAUAUGUGUGUGCAACAAAGAUUAUGAAGCUGAGGAAAAUACUUGAAAAAGUUGAGGCUGCAUCAGGAUUUACCUCUGAAGAAAAAGAUCCUGAAGAAUUCUUGAAUAUCCUGUUUCAUCAUAUUUUAAGGGUAGAACCAUUGUUAAAAAUAAGAUCAGCAGGUCAAAAAGUACAAGAUUGUUACUUCUAUCAAAUUUUUAUGGAAAAAAAUGAAAAAGUUGGAGUUCCUACAAUUCAGCAGUUAUUGGAAUGGUCUUUUAUCAACAGUAACCUGAAAUUUGCAGAGGCACCAUCAUGUCUGAUUAUUCAGAUGCCUCGAUUUGGAAAAGACUUUAAACUGUUUAAAAAAAUUUUUCCUUCUCUGGAGUUAAAUAUAACAGAUUUACUUGAAGAUACCCCCAGGCAGUGCCGGAUAUGCGGGGGGCUCGCCAUGUACGAGUGUAGAGAGUGUUAUGAUGACCCUGACAUCUCCGCUGGAAACAUCAAGCAGUUUUGUAAAACCUGCAACACUCAAGUCCACCUUCAUCCCAAGAGACUGAACCAUAAAUAUAACCCGGUGUCACUUCCCAAAGAUUUACCUGACUGGGACUGGAGGCACGGCUGCAUCCCCUGCCAGAAGAUGGAAUUGUUUGCUGUUCUCUGCAUAGAAACAAGUCACUAUGUCGCUUUUGUGAAGUAUGGGAAGGAUGACUCUGCCUGGCUCUUCUUUGACAGCAUGGCGGAUCGGGAUGGCGGCCAGAACGGCUUCAACAUUCCUCAAGUUACCCCAUGCCCAGAAGUGGGAGAGUACCUGAAAAUGUCUCCGGAGGACCUGCACUCCCUGGACUCCAGAAGAAUCCAAGGCUGCGCACGGAGACUUCUCUGUGAUGCGUACAUGUGCAUGUACCAGAGCCCAACCAUGAGUCUGUACAAGUAAUCGGGGUCGCGUCUGGGCAGGGGCAGGGGCAGCGGCCGAAGGCAAGGUUGUCGUGUCACACUGACCCGAGCUAGCAGUUCUGUUCUGCGUCCAUUGCCGGCAAUGGAUGUCUUUGUGGUGGUGAUCCUGCCGAAAGGGAGUCCUGUGUUUAAAAAAACAAAUUGCUUUUGUGUUACUGAAGUAUUUAAUAAGAAGCAUUUUGCACUCUAGAAAGUAUGUUUGUGUUGGUUUUUUAAGAAGUCUAUCUAAAUGAAGUUAUUAAUACCUGAAGCUUUAAGCUAAGUGCAUUGAUCAUACGAUAUUUUUGGAAGCAUAAAAUUUUAAUUGUGACAGUUUAAAACCUCUUUUAGUCCAUUGGGAAUGUAAAUAAAUGUGUCUUCUUUAUGGACCAAGGAUAUGAAAUCAUUUUUCCUUUUAGCUAAUGGUUGCCUUGAGGAAGAAAUAUGUUGGUUUUAUUAAGAGUCUACUUUCAAUCCAGUUAUGAAAAUUGUACUGAGUUUGAUUUGUUAAUUCUCUCCUAUAUAGUGCCGAGCCCUGCAUGCCCGCACCCCACUGAGCUUCUCUGUCUCCGCAGUAGUGGCCAGAAAAGUACUUAAAUCCCUUUAAUGGUGUUGUUUCCUAUUUGUUCUGGUUUUGAGAUAUCUUAGUGAUUUUUGUCAUAAAACGUCUAUUUUUGAUGUAAUUUUCCUGGGGGGUUCGAAUAUAUAGCAAUUGAAGCUCUUCAUUCACACCAGUAACUGUCAGCUGAGAGGUUUGUUUGGGUGUUUUUUUUUUUUUUUCGUAAGGCUCUCUAACUAUUUUGUGGAACAGGGCACAAUGAAUUUUAUUAAAGGGUUGGGGUGAUAAGUAGAUUUCUACACAAAUAUAUGGCCCAUCAGAAAAUAAAUUUGAAUCUGGAAUACUCAUUAAAAUCUCCCUGAAGAGAUGUAUUGGCUUUUUAAACCUCUCCUGUUGUGAGGAAGACCGUCCAGAACGUAAGUGAGGUCAGCCAGUCUGCUCACUAAAUCCAGCUUGAUUUCAUGGGAGAUCAUGGCAGUUACGAAUCAGAUACGUUACUGAAAUGUUUGCAGCAGCUUCAUCCUUCUUCUGGUGAAAUAAGUAGAACAUGGAUGUGUUCUUAGCUCAUGUUCACAGCGCGUGUCUAGACCACGAGUGGAUGUCGUAGACUAGAACCGCAGAUUAUAAAUGUCAGUGCUGUGGAAUGUGCUUCGGUCUGUGUUUUCUCCGAGUGUCCUUUUGUGGUAUUGUUGUCCUUCUGGAAAGACUUCCUAACCAUGCAGAAAGACAGAAGAGUUGUCAUGUGUAUAUAGCAUGUGACUUCAUAAAUCAUUUAAUGUAAAAAAAAAAAGUAGAAAGAGUCUUUAUAAACCCUGCAAUUAGUUUUUUUAAAGUCACGUUUACCUUUCGUUCUAUCAUUCCAUUUUGCUGAUACUUAUUAGCUUUAUAAAUUGUAGCAAGGUAGAAAAACUCUUUCAUCUUGUAAUUUUUUCAUUUUUGAAAUGAAAAAGCACAUAAAUUUUGCAUGAGGUUUUGCUAAAUGCUUGGGUGGGGCCGGGAGGCGGAUACUGGGUCAGGGGUUGGGGGUGAGGAACCCAGGCUAUGGGGCUGGUACCGCUCCUGUCCACCUCGGGUAACAAGGGAGGGGCCUGGGGUGCACGAUAUCUGAGGUCUCUUCCGGCUCUCACCUUCUACAAGACCAGUCACCCCUUAGUAAAGCGGUGUUGAGUGAAUAAAUGGAUGAAUGAGCUUAACAGUGUGAUUUUUAAAAUGAUUAUCUGGAGGAAUGACCAGGAAUCUCUAUCUAGGUAAGAAUGAAUUUAACGGUUAAAAAAGAGGAGAAAGUUCCUUUUCUUUGAAACAAAAUGUACAUUCAAGAAGGUCUGUCCUCCCUGGCCUCUUACAGCAGAAGGCUUGGAGAAGACCCAUAUGGAUACAUGCACAGGUUUCCCCCUCUGGGAUAUGGAGGCUCUUUCCAGGGGGAGGGGCCACAUCCAUAAAUUAUUUCUAAGGAUAUUUCCUUCAGAUAGAACCUUAUGUCCUUUCACUGUUACCUGGGGGAGGGAGCGCUCAGUAAGGGGAAGCCCGGACCAGCCGUGGGCGCUCUCUGUGGAGGGCUGAGGCUCUUCCCCUGGCCCUGAAUGGUCCCUCGCCCUGUCCUAGCAGAGCCUGUGUGGCAAGUGGGCACCCUCAGGGCUGGGCUAUAUGGCCCCAGUGGCUCAUGUACCUGGUGAUUUGUUUAAUUUGUAGCCUUAAAUUUCCUUUAAUACUUUCCUGUUGGCUUCUAAAAUGUUUUGGUUCUCCCUUUUCCCAUAUCCUAUCUAAAAUCAAGAUGGCAAUAGAGUAGAACUAUUUAUAACAUGGUGUAUGAUUCAUAGCUACAAAUAGAAAAUGUAACAAGUCCUGUUCGCCCACCUCCCAACUAAAUUCACACUUGUAAGUUUGUGUGUGUGUGUGUGUGCGUGUGUGAGAG